Molecule: messenger RNA, 1171 nt
Organism: Drosophila hydei
Lineage: Eukaryota; Metazoa; Arthropoda; Insecta; Diptera; Drosophilidae
Gene: Stoml2
Product: stomatin-like protein 2, mitochondrial
Exons: 7
Coding region: 74-1150 (358 amino acids)
Cellular component (GO): membrane
Source: RefSeq, a predicted model, not a curated record
CACCCUGUGCCCAGGAACAUGAUGUUAAGUAAAUUAUAUUAUUUGUCUAGUACCAAGGUCUGGAUAUUUGAAAAUGUCUAGGUUACUAUUUUCAGCGCGUACAUUAAUGCCGCAAAAAGAACUUCUGAUUGCCGGCACGAGCAUUGUUAAGCAAUUAAGAGGAAAAGCCUCGACUCCAAUGAACACAAUUGUGAUGUUUGUUCCACAGCAAGAGGCUUGGGUAGUGGAACGUAUGGGAAGAUUUCAUAGAAUUUUAGAUCCCGGUCUCAACAUACUCGUACCCGUCGCCGAUAAAAUCAAAUAUGUUCAAAGCUUAAAGGAAAUUGCGAUAGAUGUGCCCAAACAAAGCGCUAUAACAUCCGAUAAUGUGACACUCAGCAUUGAUGGUGUCCUUUACUUACGUAUUAUAGAUCCGUAUAGAGCUUCCUAUGGUGUAGAGGAUCCCGAAUUUGCUAUAACGCAACUUGCGCAAACAACAAUGAGAUCUGAGCUCGGAAAAAUGUCAUUGGAUAAAGUGUUUCGAGAGAGAGAAUCCCUAAACGUUAGCAUUGUCGAUUCCAUAAAUAAAGCCAGCGAGGCUUGGGGCAUUGCCUGUUUACGUUACGAAAUCAGAGAUAUCAGGUUACCGACAAGAGUCCAUGAAGCGAUGCAAAUGCAAGUCGAAGCUGAAAGAAGAAAACGAGCUGCCAUUCUGGAAUCAGAAGGUGUACGAGAAGCCGAAAUCAAUAUUGCUGAAGGCAAACGAAAAUCAAGAAUAUUAGCAUCAGAGGCUGAACGACAAGAGCACAUUAACAAGGCAAGCGGAGAGGCUGCUGCCAUGAUUGCUGUCGCCGAUGCGCGAGCUCGUAGUCUUCAAGCUUUAUCCAAAUCAUUAGCACAUACGGACGGUAGAAAUGCAGCAUCUUUAACUUUGGCUGAACAAUAUAUUGAAGCUUUUGAAAAGUUAGCAAAAUCAAACAAUACGAUGAUUUUGCCAUCAAAUCCAGGAGAUGUAACUGGGCUAGUUGCUCAAGCAUUGGCUGUGUACAAUACUGUUUCGAACCAGGGAUUUGUAUCGCAAACUCAAAGUAAUGAGCCAUGCUUCAAAAAAAGUGUAGAUUAUAAUCAACUUAAUGAAGAAAAAGCCGCUGUAAAAAUUAAUAUUGAAUAAAAUCAAAUUUUAGUAACAAAU